This is a messenger RNA of Tuber aestivum (summer truffle), 999 nucleotides long. The record is from the annotation of a GenBank genome assembly. NCBI's taxonomy places the organism in Eukaryota, Fungi, Ascomycota, Pezizomycetes, Pezizales, Tuberaceae.
ACAGUACCUCGCCCUGAAUAUCCGCCGGACAGAGUAGUAUAUUAUCCUCCAUCGUCAGACCCCUCAAAAUGGUUCACAUCAGAGAGUUCGGAGAUCAGUACUUUAGUGAGCAGAGGCCAGGCCUGAACUACGCUUACGAUGGUUACGACUACCCGCAUUCAUCCCCCUCCUCAGAGGUGGGUUCCGACGAGGAGGAUGAGGAUGGGGACGAUGACUACGAUGAGUCUCUAUACGACCGCAUCGUUGCUUUGAAAGACAUGAUACCGCUUCAUCAACGGGCACGAAUUGUGGAUGCUUUUGGGAAGGCCCAUAUGGUUCUUCGUGGCGGGUUGAAGUUUGGUGGGAGCGUACUUUGGGUAGUGGGGACUAGUGCUCUUGUGCUUGGGGUACCAUUUGCUGUUGCCAUUGUAGAAGAGCAGCAACUUGAUACGGGGAGGGAAGCGACAGCAGUCGGGAGUGCGGCUGAGGUGAGGCUCUUUCUAAUUGUUUUCAGAGUUUAACUGACCGUCGUUAGUCGCUUAUGCCAGGCCCAGGGGGUUCGAUCUUGCCUAGGAGGGAGCGAUAGUUGUUGGAUGAUCGGGGGAGGGUGACCUCGGAGUUUCUGGGUUGGACUACAUGUAGGUUUUGGGAUGGCUGUUUAGGAUGCGGUAGAUUACCGUAGUGGGCAUGUCUUGCUUUCAAUUUGCCUUUGGUACUUCUAUUAUGGGUAUGCGGUUUCUGUUGGAAGGUAUGAUGAGUGAAUUUCAAGGGAAUACUUAGGAUGCCCACUCAGGUAUGGCAUUUACUUGUAUCUAGGGAGAUGGUAUAAGGGUGGCAAUUCUCUGGGGUUAGAGGCUUUCCUAUCUGGGGGGCUCGGAGCGUGUUGUAGUUCAACGCCGCAAACGUGUGAAAAAAGUCUCAUGUCUGCUCGGGGCACCGAACUUGGAGCUUCAUAAAUGUGCUGGGGUGGUCCUCGUGGGAUAAGACACAAUGUCUGGAACCCAGCUGCUAUCACACAAA